AUGAUGAAAAAAAAUUCAAAGGAGUUAAGAAAUUCAUCACAGAAUUUGAGCUUGCUGAAUGAGGAAGCGAACGAAGGAGGGGAUGCAGCCGAGGUGGACGAGGACGACCAUUUUCGGCUGGAAGCAACUGUUGACAACAUGGCAAGGAAAAAGCUGGCCAAGUUAAUCAGCUUGGAUAGUGGGGCAGGGCUAGCCCAAUUCAAAAGGUUCACCCGGUUGAAGACGUUUUGGAAGUCAGGGGGCGCUGCAUAUGAAGCGGCGUACCAGGUGGAAGGGAACACACAACAGGAAAAGGCGCAACCAACAUGGCAUGGGAAACCCCCGGAGCAUUAUCACCCAAAUAAGGAGCCCAGUAGCAGCUACCUGAGCAAAAACAACGGAAAAGCAAGUUCAAAAGGAACGGAAAAGGGUAACCGCAGUCCAAAGCUGAGACGGAAAUUUUGCGCGCUCCUACAAAUGAUAGGCAAGAAGAAAGACGCCAUAAAUUAUGAUGGCCACAGAAAAGGGGAGGUAACAACUUCGACGGGUUACACUCCUUUCGGUGGGAGCGGAAUUUCCUUGACCAAUUCAGGCGAUGAGAUAAUAUGUCCAAGAAGGAUGAACGGCGGGUUGCCCUUUUUCACCACAGAAGGUUGCCAAUCAGGGAGGAAGGGAUGCCUAUACAAGUGUAAAAAUUGUGGGGGAAGUUUGAAGGAGGCGCAAGACAGAGCAGGCGCGAAAAAAGCACAAGGGGCAGAUUUCGAAAAGUGCCAAAAGUACGAAACGUGCGAUAAAUGGGAAGAGGUGAAACGGCUCGCCGAAAGCGAAGCAGCCCGUGUCCACCGCUCCCAUCGCGCUUUCUGUCGGGAGAGGAACGAUGCGCCGUGUCUAGAGAACAUAAAACAACUGCUUCAUCUUUGCGAUGAACAAAUGAAGGAUCUGGUGCAAAUCUCCAACUUUGAGAUAGACCUAGACAUUAACUCCAUUUAUUUUCACUUUGUCGAGGAAAAUAGCAACAGCUUUAUAUCCAUAUAUAACAUAAAUCACAGUAAAAAUAUUUUCGACGUAAAGCAAUUCAAAGGAUAUGCAAAUGAAAAAAUAACGACAUAUAAGCAGACUUCUUUUCUCAAUUUGGGAACAUACGUGUGUAACAUAUCUGUUCAGGAGAGUUGCUAUUUUUAUUAUGAUAUAUCUGGGGAAUCUACCUCUUCCUUCUACUCCUCUGCUGCAUCCCGCGAUGGUAUCUUCCUCAGGGGGGGAAAGAACAACCGUGAGGAUACUCCCCCGGGGAGAAGUCACCACGGGGGAAGUCACGAGGCGAGGCUGAAUGCAACUCACCGUAGUAAUGUCUCCCAUAAGAAGAGCAACUCCUAUGGCUGCACAGAGUUAGACGGAGAAGUAGGGGAUAACCAUGUAAUGGAAGAGCUGCACAGAUUAUACCCCACCAAUGGGGGAUCCUCAAAUAGAGAACGUUUAGAGGACAUCCCUGUCGAUAAUGGAAAGUGGGGGUCAAAAUGGACGUGCGAGUCGAAAUGCACGUGGGAGGACCCUACUGCGAAUAUGGAGGGACAUCCCCUCGUGAGUAACCACACGGACGUUCAUCAAAAUGGUAAAGGUCCUCUCUGCAGAGGGGAAAGAGAAAAGGCAGACAUCUUAAAUGGUGCGAAAAGGGACCUGAUUUUGCCUCCAAUUGGAGAUGGUGAAGAAAAGAAGGAAGAGACCACAAAAUCGACGGAGUUACAUUUUGAUAAUAAGUCGAAAAGUAACUCAAAGGGUGAAAACAGACUGGACGUAGAGGACCCCGCAAGUAAGGGAUCCGCCAAGGGGGUCAGCGGUGGAGUGGACGUGGAUAGCAGCAAAAUGGACUCAUUCAGCACGAUUAAUGCAUCCUUCGCGGAUGAGCAUAGCCCCCCCAUCCGCUGUGAAGAAACAGAAGCCGGCCCCCCAAGCGAUGUCGUAGUCUUCCGUUCCGACCAGUCAUGUGAUUACCAAAAGUACUACGAAUUUAAAGACAACCAUUUGAGAGGAGGCAGAUAUAUGUUGGAGCCUGGGAGAGUACACGAGGUAACGGACGAACGUGUGAUCAGUGGGGAGAAUGAAAACAUGGGGCAUCGGUCCAGAGGGGAAGCAAGCCAAGAGGAGGCACUCCGAAAUAGGUCCACUAUGAGCAGUAGCGAUAUGUGGAACCCGGACAGGGUGGAAACAACGGGAAGUCAACAUUGGGAAGGCUCCUUUGAAAAAAACGGAGUAGGAAAAGGUGACCAAGGGAAUGCCCCUAUAUGGCGAAGGAAGGGGAUCCCCAGACAGCUUCUCCUGAAGUUGAGGAAAAUGUGUGAGGGAAGAGCGACGGCCGGGGAAAAUUGCACCAGGAUAAAUGUACACAGCCAAGGGAAUAGCAAACGGGAAGAAAAAGACGAAAAAAUAGAAAGUGCCCAAUGGGAUCACUCACGAGGAGGUCUAAAUGCGCACAUCCAGAAGGAUAUAAAAAAAGAAAAUCAAUUACUGACAAAUGAAUACAUCGAUAGCACCUUUGAUGAAAUAUAUUACAUUCAAAGGAUUAAUGCAGAUAACGAUUCACUGUUCGUUUUUGUUAAAAUUUAUCAGAUAUAUAUUUUUUCGAAGAAAUGGAAUAGAAACGGCAGUGGUGGCAAGGGUAGUGCCAAGUGGACAAAUCAAGGGGGGACCCUUUCUGAUGAGUCCUCGCCGUGCCGCACGAACGUUUCUGUGUAUGUGCUCAUAAUUUUAAAAAAUAGCCUCCUUAAAUAUAUCAUAAAAAAAAAAAUACUUAACGAAAUUAGCAGCCGUGUAGACAAAUGGAAAAAACACAUCAUCAUAAAAGCUGAACAUAUUAAGGACGGUUCCCUGCCGUUGUGUAUUCGAAUGAUUGAAAGAAAUGACGAUGUGGUUGAUUACGUCAUUAAAAAUGUAGCUUACUUUUUCGAUAAUUAUUUGCGAGAUUUCUUCCACCUCCUUGUUGCACAUAUGAAUGACUUUUUUGGCCCAGGUCAAAAUAGGACGGUAGAAAAUUAUUUCCAACGGUCAAGUAAAAAAGUGUAUCAUUUUGUUCAGAAGAAGAAGGUUCACCUGCGCAACAUGUAUAAUGAUAUUGUACGAAAAAAUCAGGAGAAAAAAAAGAAAAAAAAAACAAGACAAAGGAUCGAAGCCAACCAAAAAAAGGACCCAAAAAAGUACACAUUUUUCACCUAUCCGUUUAAAAGGAAGAACGAAAAUAAAACGGGUGACUCUCCUCGUCAGGAUGACUACUCAUUGCGGAGUUCCAUUUUUGAACCAGCCUUUUAUUACAUCACCUCAAAUGAAGUGGCACACAAUUACAUAAUUUAUAUGAACCAUAUUUAUUUUAGAAGACUACUUUUGUUGUAUCUUUUCGUUUUUGUAGUUUACUUGGUAGUGAGCCGUUGUCCAGUGGUUGCCCUGUAA
Molecule: messenger RNA, 3417 nt
Organism: Plasmodium inui San Antonio 1
Lineage: Eukaryota; Apicomplexa; Aconoidasida; Haemosporida; Plasmodiidae
Exons: 1
Coding region: 1-3417 (1138 amino acids)
Source: RefSeq, a predicted model, not a curated record